AUGAACCGUAUCGUAGCAUAUUUACUAAGAUUUUGUUACAAUGCUCAUACAAAGGUGGUUUCUGAACGACGACUGAAGGCUCUAAAUGUAAAUGAAUUAUCCAAUGCUACCAUGGUACUGUUACGAAAAAUGAAGUCCAUGUCAUUUACAUCAGAAGUUGCCGAGCUUAAAGCCAACAGGCUUGUUGGACGCCGUAGUGCAUUGCGUACUUUAAAUCCGUUUCUCGAUCCAGAUGGCCUUUUGCGAGUAGGUGGCCGACUUAUAAAUGCAGAUAUUGCCUACACAAGUAAAUGUCCAAUUGCGUUGCCAGCAAAGAGUACAAUCACACGAUUAAUUUUUGAAUAUGAACAUAAGUGUUUGAUUCACAUUGGUCCUCGAAGAUUGCUAACUAACAUCCACCUUCGCUACUGGCCAAUUCGUGGUCGAGUUAUUGCAAGAUAG
Molecule: messenger RNA, 441 nt
Organism: Acyrthosiphon pisum (pea aphid)
Lineage: Eukaryota; Metazoa; Arthropoda; Insecta; Hemiptera; Aphididae
Exons: 1
Coding region: 1-441 (146 amino acids)
Source: RefSeq, a predicted model, not a curated record